GUAAUCCCGGAGCCCAGAAUGGGGCUGAAGAGGGCGGGCUGUCAGAAGCGUCAAGCGAUGUGGUUUCUCCCAUGAAAGGAUGAACCACUCUUCCUGCAGCGAACUAUUAGUAUUCUGACAUCUUUCUGUCUUGCUAGAGGGUUUCGCCCAGGAACCGGCUCCCAUCUGACCGCUCCACAUUCUCCCUGAGUGGUUUCUCCAAAAAGUGGAUUGUACCGUCCUGACUUCUCCCCUCAUCCCCGGGUGAUUUCUCCCAGGCCGCAGCUCUGGCUUGUGUGGACUCUGCUUCUCCAGUGAAUGACCCAUGAGGAAAACUGACCAGUUCUUGCAACUCUAAAAUCAUGCCUCAUGAUUUGGUGAUAUUCAGAGAUGUGGCUGUAGACUUUUCUCAGGAAGAGUGGGAAUGCCUGAACUCAUAUCAGAGGAAUCUGUACAGAGAUGUGAUAUUAGAGAACUAUAGCAACUUGGUGUCAGUGGGAUGUUCCAUUUCUAAGCCAGACGUGAUUACCCUGUUAGAGCAAGGGAAAGAACCUUGGAUGGUUGUGAGGGAUGAGAAAAAAAGAUGGAGCCUGGAUUUGGAAUCCAAAAAGUUAUCUCAAAAGGAUAUUUAUGAAAUGAAUUUAUCUCAGUGGGAGAUAAUGGAAAACAUUAGAAGUUGUAACCUGGAAGACUUCUUUUUCAGAAAAAAAUGUGAAUAUAAAAAGUUUGAGAGACAAAAAGGUCCUCAAAAGGGAUAUUUCAGGCAAGUGAAAAAACCCACCUCUGAAAAAAGGCCCACUUACAGAAAACUCAAAUCUCUUACUUUAUAUCAGAGAAUUCAUAAUAGAGAGAAACCUUAUGAAUGUGGGGAAUGUGGAAAGGCUUUUAGAGUACGCCAACAGCUUACUUUCCACCAGAGAAUUCAUACUGGUGAGAAACCCUAUGAAUGUAAAGAGUGUGGUAAAGCCUUUAGGCAGUGUGCCCACCUUAGUCGACAUCAGAGAAUUCAUACUCCUGACAAACUCCUCGAAUGUAAAAAAUGUGGAAAGAUCUUUACAUGCAGUGCAGAUCUUCGAGUACAUCAGAGAAUUCAUGUUGGCGAGAAGCCCUAUGAAUGUAAGGAAUGUGGGAAGUCCUUUAGAGUUCGAGGACAACUUAACCUUCAUCAGAGAAUUCAUACUGGUGAGAAACCCUAUGAAUGCAAGGAAUGUGGGAAGACCUUUAGACAGUAUGCACACCUUACUCGACAUCAAAGACUUAAUAUUGCCGAGAAGUGCUAUGAAUGUAAGGAAUGUGGGCAGGGUUUUUUGUGUAGUACAGGCCUCAGAAUACAUCACAAGCUUCAUACUGGUGAAAAGCCCUAUGAAUGUAAGGAUUGUGGGAAGGCCUUCAGAGUGAGGCAACAACUUACUCUCCAUCAGAGAAUUCAUACUGGGGAGAAACCCUAUGAUUGCAAGGACUGUGGGAAGACCUUUAGUCGUGGCUACCAUCUAACUCUUCAUCAGAGAAUUCACACUGGCGAGAAACCUUAUGAAUGUAAAGAGUGUCAGAAGUUCUUUCGUCGUUAUUCAGAACUUAUUUCACACCAGGGUGUUCAUAUUGGAGAGAAACCCUAUGAUUGUAAGGACUGUGGGAAGGCCUUUAGACUGUUCUCACAACUUACUCAACAUCAGAGUAUUCAUUUUGGUGAGAAGCCGUAUAAAUGUAAGGACUGUGAGAAGAGUUUUAGACUGCUCUCGCAGCUUACUCAGCAUCAGAGUAUUCAUACUGGUGAGAAACCCUAUGACUGUAAGGAAUGUGGGAAGGCCUUUAGACUUCACUCAUCACUUAUUCAGCAUCAGAGAAUUCAUUCCGGUGAGAAACCAUACAAUUGUAAGGAAUGUAAAAAAGCAUUUAGACAACACUCACACCUUACUUACCAUCAGCGGAUUCAUAACGUAGCUAAAUAAUUAUAAAGCCUUCCAUUGUGAAUUUUGUGUUAAGGAGCACUAGAAAAUAAAUUCUAGAAGAAAAAUUUUUUAAUGUAGGGAUCCCUUUUACUUCAUGCUCACGACUAACAAGUUUUAUUUUAAAGGAAGAAUAUGUUAAUGACUGUAUAGAAGCCAUUCAUCACCAUUUAAUCAUGUUAAACUUUAGAAAAUUUAUUCUAAAAUGAAAUUCUCUUGAAGGAGUGAAUGUGGAAAAGAAUUUGAAAAGUAAUUUCUUUUGUAGAGAAUUUUGCAACACAUGAAGUUAAUGGAACUAGGCAGGAUUCUUAGUAGAGGUUAAGAACAUUAAGUGAAAGGUUGAUAGGAGCUUGACUGUGAAUAGAUCAGCUUGACAACAUGUGAACCCACUGAUCAAUUUUAACCUUCUUAAAAACAGGACAACAUAUUGUGCCUGUUAAUGAGGUAAAAUAAGACAUCUUGCCAAAACAUUGAACCUGGAUCUAAGUAAUAUCAAGAUCUGACUCCCAGUUCAGAGAAAAUUCAGGAAUAGCACAACAAAUUUUAAAAGCAAGUAAAUAUAAAAUGUGGGUAGUUCUGUAAGAAGGAUUACCUGGCUUCUCAACCAAUAAAAUGGCACUGAAAAAA
Miniopterus natalensis is the source of this 2552-nucleotide messenger RNA. RefSeq names its product ZFP30 zinc finger protein (gene ZFP30). Gene Ontology annotation, molecular function: DNA-binding transcription factor activity, RNA polymerase II-specific; RNA polymerase II transcription regulatory region sequence-specific DNA binding. The record is from RefSeq and is a predicted model, not a curated record. Gene Ontology annotation, biological process: regulation of transcription by RNA polymerase II. Lineage: Eukaryota; Metazoa; Chordata; Mammalia; Chiroptera; Miniopteridae. Gene Ontology annotation, cellular component: nucleus.